AUUCUUUCAUUCACGCACGACCGUCGAUUGGCGGGGGCGUUACGAUCCGGAAUGGCAUUGGCGAGGCAAAAUAUCGUGGGCCAAUGUCUGGCAUUAUUUUAAUCUUAGCCUGGCUUUACUGGUAAAAGGAAAUGCCCGGCGCUUGUAUCUUCCUUUAAAACCAUGACCUUGUGUGGCGAGCAAGCUUUUUAGGGUUGGCAGUGUGGAGAUAGGAAUUAGGGAUUUUAGCGGCAGGCGAUGCAUGGCGCGGAGGUAGGCGCUGUGGAUCCUCGCGUUGGAGAGCUUGGUCGCACCGGGAGUGGAGAUUUUUGAGCUGCGGCGCUGCGAUUAGUGCUUGGCUGCGGGGGUUUAGGUCCGGAAUUUCUUGUGCUGCUGCCAAUCUCAUGGUCUGCGAGGGAUGACAAUGUGCCAGAGGCCUGUUGGUGACCCCUGCCAAAAGCUUCUCGAGGAGAGCCGGAUUUGCGCCGGAGGUAUCGAUCAGAGCUACACGAACCAGGAGUGGAAUGCUUUUGUGGACGAUGCUUGCGUCCAGCAUGGCGUGCAAGGGGCCGAGUCCGUGGCUGCCCAGGCCGAGCCGGAGGCGGACAUGGAGCUUGACCAGCUGUUUUGCUUGCUCAAAGAACCGGAAAAAAAUCUGCAAGAUAUAGUCGGGCAGGACGAGAUUCUAGCAGCGCCAGAAACUAGCCCUUUAGUACAAGCGCCACAAGAGUAUACCCAUGGAGUGUCACCUUCUUUACAUGAUCCCUCGUCUUCGGCAACAUUCCCGUACUAUCAAUCCAGUGACUACGACAGGUCUAGCGGUUCAGUUAUCGGGGCAGAGGGCGAGGUUUAUGAUCCAACGUUGAAUUCCACUACUUUCACUCCAGUGUGUGAGAGCUCCUGGUCUUUUGGUAAUGGUGCUGCGGCGAAGUCUGAGGUUAUCGAGAUUAGUGACGGUGAAGAAGAUGAGGUUGGGAUUGUAGGAGAGAAGCGCAAGCUGCCCCUGAGCUUCGCUUCUCAGGAGACCACUUCGAAGGCCUGGUGGUAUGCUCAGGAGCAGACCAACGCCAGCGUAAAGAAAGAAGAGAACGGGAACGCUGAAGUUCUUAACUCAGAUGACGAAUCUGAUCAACGGGACGAAAGAGGUGGAACCACCCGGAGGCAUUACUCUUCAGAACCACGGGUACAGGAAGAUAGAAACCUCCGAACAAUCUUGCAGAGGAUGAUCACUGUCGAUGAAAAGGAAGAGGCCAGUCCAGAGGAGGGCUUGAUGACAAUCCCUCUUCUCAAACAUCAGAGAAUAGCUUUGGCGUGGAUGGAAAAGAGUGAAAAUCGUGUGGAAUGUUCUGGGGGAAUCCUUGCAGACGAUCAGGGACUUGGUAAAACCGUGUCUACGAUAGCACUUAUCCUUAAAGCUCGGGCGCCAGUUUCAAAGCUAAACUUGGCCAUAUCGGAGACAGCACUUAUUGAAUCUGAGCCUGUGGAUCUUGACGACGAUGAGGAUGGGGACAAAGACGAUGACGAAAGUUCUCAAAAGCUGGAUGAUAGAAAGUCAUCUCUAGGCAGAGGAAGAAAAACAGGUGGCACCCUUGUUAUCUGCCCAACGAGUGUUUUGAGACAGUGGGCACAUGAGAUCAAGGCAAAGGUGACACCCGCGGCGAAUCUCUCGAUUUUGGUAUAUCAUGGAAGUAGCAGGACAAGGAGUGCCGACGACCUUGCGAAGUACGACGUUGUUCUAACAACGUAUCCAAUCGUGAGUAUGGAGGUGCCGAAGCAGCUAUUGCCAGAAGAGAAAGAAGAAGAUAAGAGGAAUUACGAUGACUACGGGCUUGGCAACUUUCGAGGAUAUCCGAAAAAGAAGAGCAAGCCAAAGAAGAGACUCUCGGACGAGAAGAUUCCCGAGUCGGGCCCUCUAGCAAAAGUGAGCUGGUAUCGAGUUGUUUUGGACGAGGCGCAAAGCAUAAAAAAUUCAAGGACACAAGUAGCUCGGGCUUGCUGGGGGUUGAGGGCCAAGAAGCGAUGGUGUCUAUCAGGUACACCAAUCCAGAAUGCAAUUGACGAUCUGUACAGCUACUUUCGCUUCCUACGCUUCGACCCGCUGGACACGUACAAGUCCUUCAGAUCGGAGGUGAAGGACCCGAUCACUCGAAAUCCAGUUUUGGGAUAUAAGAAACUGCAGCUGAUUCUUCAGGUGGUUAUGCUUCGUCGAACAAAAGCAACAUUGAUCGAUGGACAACCAAUCGUAAACUUGCCUCCGAGAUUUGUUUGCCUCCAACAGGCUGAAUUCAGCGAAGAGGAGCGUAUAUUCUAUAAUAGUUUGGAACUCGAGUCACGCAGACAGUUCCAGGUUUAUGCUGAGGAGGGCACGCUUCAGAGUAACUACGUGAACAUCUUGUAUAUGUUACUGCGGCUUCGGCAAGCGUGCGACCACCCUCUCCUUGUCAAGGAAACAAACAACGAGUCGACGGAGUUCGACGCGGUUGAAAACGUAAAGAAGUUGGCGCUGGAGAGAAGGGUGGAGCUCCAGAAUACUUUGGAUCGGAACAAGUCCAUAUGCACUAUAUGUGCGGAUGUUCCCGAGUGGGCCGUUAUAAGCUGGUGUGGUCACGUCUUCUGUAGGCAGUGCAUCUCAGAGAAGCUAGCCACCAGCGAUGAUACCGAAUGCCCUUUUCCAAAGUGCACCAUUCAGCUCAACAGUUGCCUAUUGUACAGUCUGACUGCGUUGAGGAAUUGCAACCUGGGUAUUGAGCCCACCACCAACAACAAUAACAAGGGAAAGAAGAAAAGGCAGCCAACCGACACCAACGGAUGGAUCUCGUCUUCCAAGAUUGAAGCGGUCAUGAAGCUGCUGAAAAAUCUUCCCGUAAAAAAUCCUGCCGGACCAGCGCCAGACGGGACACGAAGGAGAGCUGAGACAGAAAAGGCUAUUGUUUUCUCCCAGUGGACAAGUAUGCUGGACUUGCUGGAGCCCCAGCUAAGGAAGGCCGAUCUUCGUUUCAGCAGAUUGGAUGGUACAAUGACUGUUGUGGAAAGGGACUCUGCGGUCACGGAAUUCAACACCAAUCCAGAGGUGUCUGUGAUGAUCAUGUCACUCAAGGCCGCAAGCUUGGGACUCAACAUGGUUGCUGCGUGUCAUGUUCUUCUUCUCGAUGUGUGGUGGAAUCCUACAACGGAGGACCAAGCCAUCGAUCGAGCUCAUCGUAUCGGACAGACUCGUCCCGUCCACGUUUCAAGGUUUACCGUGAAGAACACCAUUGAGGAUCGAAUUCUAGCUUUACAGGAACGAAAGAAGCAAAUGGUUUCGUCGGCGUUUGGAGAGAACGAAGGGAACAAUCAAAAGAGUAGGCUCACCAUGGACGACAUACGCUUCCUCUUCUCGGGCUGACAGACGAGAGAAUAAACACAAGAAGAGAGAAGAUGGUUUCUAGAACACGGAUGAGUCGACCUCUUCCGGAAACUUGGACAGCAUCUUUGUGACCACGGCGAUCACUGCCUCGACGUCGGGCCUGUUUGCGACUCGAGGCUCUACCA
Messenger RNA from Selaginella moellendorffii, 3510 nucleotides. RefSeq names its product helicase-like transcription factor CHR28. NCBI's taxonomy places the organism in Eukaryota, Viridiplantae, Streptophyta, Lycopodiopsida, Selaginellales, Selaginellaceae. The record is from RefSeq and is a predicted model, not a curated record. The transcript has 12 exons. Bases 398 to 3364 code for a protein of 988 amino acids. Gene Ontology annotation, molecular function: ATP-dependent chromatin remodeler activity; ATP binding.